Molecule: messenger RNA, 2111 nt
Organism: Protopterus annectens (West African lungfish)
Lineage: Eukaryota; Metazoa; Chordata; Ceratodontiformes; Protopteridae
Gene: LEAP2
Product: liver enriched antimicrobial peptide 2
Exons: 3
Coding region: 80-340 (86 amino acids)
Biological process (GO): antimicrobial humoral immune response mediated by antimicrobial peptide; defense response to bacterium
Source: RefSeq, a predicted model, not a curated record
AGAGUAGAAACUAAUUAGUUGCAGCAGGUAUUGAAACAGAGGUACAGCUGGUGGAUCUUUUCUCGCUGACACAAACAGAAUGAGUUCCCAGGUCUUGAAAACUACAGUUAUCAUCUUAAUAGUAUCAACCAUUAUUAAUCAGAUUAAUUGUGCUGCCUUACAAACAGAUGCAGGACACUCAGCAGUAAGGUUGAAAAGGAUGACCCCAUUCUGGAGAUUUUUCACCUUGAGGCCUGUUGGAGAUCUGUGUCGAGAUCACUCCGAAUGUAGCUCCAAACUCUGCAAGAAAAAUUACUGCACACAACGCACUCCUGUGCUGAAUGGAAAUAGUGGUGCAUGAUAGAAGAGACUUAAGUUUUAGUAGAAGAAAAGAAUCACGUCAUAUUUGUAAGCCAAGAUUGCUUGAUGAAAGACAUCUUAAAGAAAGAGUCGCAGGAGUAAAAGACUGUUUUCAUCUUCAGGAAGAGUAAAUCACUUCAACACACAAACAUAUUUAUUUUUUUUUAUUUAUUACAAUAAUGUAAACAAAAUAUGAAUGGUGAAAAUACCGUUCGCUUAUCUUUUUUACAUGCAUUUUAUCUGAAAAAUAUUGUGUUAUGAAAAGGAAACAAUUUGUAAACAAGAUGUAUGUUUUUUUUACAACAAUGACCCAGUGUUUUUUUUUUUUUUUUCAUUUUUUAUUAUUUUUUUGAAAUGUUAAAAAAUGUAUUUAUUUAACUGGGUGGAUGAUCGAUAAAAAGCUGUUUGUGCUCUGGGGCAGUCAGGCUAUAAAACAAACAUGAAGAUUGUAAGUACAUUAGCUAAUCUGCAAUAGAGUCAUUCAUAAUGCAGCAAUAUGCAUACAUAAUCAGACUAUAGAAGGACGGGAUGAUGUGGUUAUUGCAGAGCAGUUUACUUCCUUCAGGGAAGGCUGGUGUUAAAGUAUCACAUCAUAUCACAUUAUCUCCUAUGCUCUGCCAGAGACCUCACCAUCAUGAAAGAGAAGAGCGGCAUGUUUGAUGCUUUUGCCAUGUAACUAUUAGCGAAGGGGUAGAAGAUAAAGCAGUAGAAUAACAAUCAGACAAAACCUCAGUUCCAAUUCACCCUUAGCCAACUAUGUGUUUGAUAACAGUUUGUGUGCUUAAAUUAUGCCCAGAAAUGCACGAAUGUACUGAUAAAACAGCUGAAGAAUAACAAAUUCAUGCAGGUUUCUGCAUGCUUUCUGUAUGACUGUGCCACAGCUUAUCAUUAAAAAAAAUCUCUCUGUUCACUUAAAAGUAACAUUAGUUUAGACUUUCUAAGAAUAAUGGCCUGAAUUACAAAAGACUUGCUCUCGGUGUAAGUAACCUCUUACUCCGAGACCAGGCUGAGAGCAGGUGUUUUGGAAUCUGGUUCCUGUAAUAAGCAGGUCUUUCAGAGUCAGGGUGGGCUUACAUUGAGAGCAACUCUUUUGGAAUCUGACCCAAUAAGUUUUCUUAUAAUUUAUCACUCUAUAAAUGUGAAGUAUGGAAAUUUAGUAAAAUAUUUAAUGGCAUCCAGAUAUUAAUUUAGUUUUCUGAUAUUAAUAUUUGGGUUUUACCUGCCUAUUUUAUGUGUCAAAUCAUUUUUUCCCCAGUGAUUACUUUUGACUUACUGUCUUCCUUGCCUCACUGAUUAGUGCACCAGUGGUUGCCUUAGAGACCAUACAGAGGAAGUGGUAACUUGUAUUUCCAUGUCUUGCAUAGCUUAGCUACUUUUCCUUCCACUGUAAUAUUUGGUCUACAAACUGAUUCCUUACCCAUUAUCAGAACAUGUGGUUAAAAAGAUAACACUUUGUGGUACUGCUUUGAUUUUAUAAUGGAAAGUUUUAGAAAACAGACAUGCAUCCAUGCAUUUUUAUUGUUGUUGGACUCAGAAUCCCUCUGCUCUGCAGACAGUAGCAGUCUCUUGAGAAUAACGUACAGCCUUGCUGACUCUGAGGUCCCAUUACCUGCUUAGCAGUAUGCAAUCAUCUCCUCAAAGUCCAAAAUGAGUACCACAAUGCUGUCACUAAAAUGUAAAAUUCUUCUGCUUUUUGUUUCUGGGUUUAUGUUUUAUGUUUAGGCAUUUGCAAAUUAAAAUAUAUUGAAUAAAGGUGAUACUUUAUUUCUAAA